CUUUGCUUCAGUUGCACCUCAGACCUACGAAAAAUCCAAAAUGCGUAGGCCCUUGCUGAAGAAGGUGGCCCGAAUUCUUGUUGCCUCGAUUGGGAGCAGCCAGCUGCUUCUUCCAAACAAUUUUUUACCAAGCGCCUUGGGGAAGCCAAUGCAAGACCGAUGGCGGGGACCCUAUUCUGCUGCUCAGGAGAUUGCCAAUCAUCCAACCGCCAUGGCCCCGCAAGCACCCUAUAGCAAUGUCCCACAGCCAACGGAUCCUACUACGACUUGGCUGCCGGUUGUUUAUCCAGCAUGGGUCCUGGGGCAUGUGCCAGUGCAGAGGGUGGAAAACUAUGGCACUACUCAACCGGCGUUGAACCCUCCAACCCAGAUGGGACAGAUGGGAUAUAGGCCAAACUUCGCAACAAGCUGGCAUUCUGAGCCGGCUGGACAUAUAAGACCUGAUAGCUUGCCAAGACAACCAAGGCGCGUUUCCUCACAUAACACUAGGUCGGGCCGUGAAACGCUGAGCGCAGGGCCUGGAUCAUUCAACCAGAGAGCACCUCAAAUUGGCCACAAGGACCUUCCUGGCCGAAAAAGCUCCCGACAGAAAACCGUGAAAUCAGCUCCAGCUACAGCAAGUGACUCAAACUCGCUCCCGUCUUCGUCUGCUUCAAAAUCCGAUCAGGAAAAGAUUGAAGUUCCUAGCCUCGAAAGAUCUUCAGAGCCAAGCGGAGGUAGCAGUUUGCCCGUGCAAGAGGUAGAAAGCGUGCAACAACCACAGGGUAACCCCAACCCCAAACAAAGUGAAAAGGCUCAGAAAGGCGAUAAAAAAGACAAUGGAAUAGAUGAGGCAAACAAUUUCCGAAACCAAAGCUCAAAAAAAUUAAUCAGGGCUUCCGGAAAUGACGGUGAUUUGUAUGGAAAGGUGAAAAUUCUUCAACAUGACCGGGGUUCAAAUGAUUCAGGACCCUCUGGUGCCACAUUUCAGAAAAACAAAAACACAUCAGAUUUUGAGAAACCCACGGCUUCUCGAGGGGAUGAAGCAUCAAGCAAUAAAAUUCUUGGACCAAAUCUAAAACCCCCAUCAAUCCCUCCUGUUAAUAAAGAUUCCAGAGGUCCAGACGCAGUUAGCCAUCCUAAUGCCCCCAAAGUAAAUCUGCAUGCCAACAAAGAUGGCAAGAACUCUGGCCUUUCUGAAACACCAAACAAUCCAAUCUCAUUUGCUGGAAAAAUUAAAGAAUGGUUAAGGACACCACAGGUUGCAAAUUUAGGCAAAGCUCAAAUCAAGGCACUAAAUGAUAAAUUAUUCAAACCAGUCAAAGAAGAUUCCAAAGAUUAUCUUUUGGCUUCACAAGAAUCCCCAGUAGAAAAGGUGUUGCAUCCCAUUACAGUUCAUGAAAUUACAGAGAGUAAACCAAGAGACCCAGAGAUAUCUAAAGUAAAUCUUGAGAAACACAAGGUUGAAGAACCUAGUCUAGAGCAAAUCCAGCAUGAAAAGUUGCCAGAGAAAGCCAAGGUUUCAAAGAAAGGUCAUGGCCACAACAGAAUAGUCAAUAACUUCUUGAGAAAUGACUUGAGAAAAGCCUCCAAAGAUCUUCACAGAGAUUCAAAAUCUUCUCAAGGGGAUUCUGAAGAAUGGAAGGUAGUUUCAAGAGGUAAAAAAACCCCUGGAAGAGGCCAAAAUACACAAUUCAUUGGAGUAAACCUCAAGACACAACUCUCUAAUAUUAGAAAUCCUCAAGAUAAAGUAUCUAGUGAGCCUGAAUCUAUGAAAGAGAGGACAAUCAAUACAGUUGGGACUCAGAAUGGGAGAGGGAAUGGUUCAGCUCAUAAGGAAGUAUCAGAAAUAAAGGAGAUUGAGAUGAAAAUUGAUUCAUUACAUCAUCCUGUCCAAGUAGAAAAUCCACAUGUUGAAGAACAAGAAACCAUCAAAGUCAAAAGGUAUUUGUUCAUCUAUAAUUUAUAA
Molecule: messenger RNA, 1948 nt
Organism: Puccinia graminis f. sp. tritici CRL 75-36-700-3
Lineage: Eukaryota; Fungi; Basidiomycota; Pucciniomycetes; Pucciniales; Pucciniaceae
Exons: 3
Coding region: 41-1948 (635 amino acids)
Source: RefSeq, a predicted model, not a curated record